AUGACUGGCCGACUACAUAAGGAAAGCGAGCGAAAGCGCGAGCAGUAUCUUGACCGAGCUGCAGGCACCCUGCAGGAUGGAUAUUCUAAGGAUAAAAUCAAGGACUUCGUACGAUACUGUUGGCAAGGAUGGCGAACAAAAGAUCUUAAGCAUCGAAAGCCUCAAGCUCAGGAGUCCUACGUUCGCACGGCCGUGGAUUUCCCUUUCAGUCACAAUAUGCUCCUUCGUGGAGAAUCGCGCCGGCAACUCCAGUUUCCUGACCUGUUCAAUAUCUCCUUACCCAACGAAGGACCGACCCCCUGUUGGCCAAUGAUCAUGAUUAUGAAUAAUGGAAAGACUAACCAGUUUGGCCGCUUGCAGUAUAUGGGGAUAAUGCGCCAUCAGGAUCCUCUCCUUUGUACGAUGAGCCAGGCGGCUUUUUAUCUCUUUUAUCGCUGGCAGAUAGUAGGGGAGUCGCCACCUCGGUUUCGGAGCCGGCCAGAGUGGUAUAAUUUCCACUUCUUCAAGGGCUCAGAUCGAGAGAAGCCAAUCUCGUACGAAAUCCAGCUGAAAUGGGCCAAUGAGGUCUAUAAGGCAAUCAAUCUCUCUACCGACAAGAAGACACAUGCAGGCCGAGCUCAGGGGUCAAAACAAGCCGAGCUAGAAGGCGUGGAAGAAACCAGAUCCGCCGUGCUGGUCAAUGGAAUCAGGAUGCCUUAA
Molecule: messenger RNA, 699 nt
Organism: Penicillium argentinense
Lineage: Eukaryota; Fungi; Ascomycota; Eurotiomycetes; Eurotiales; Aspergillaceae
Product: short-chain dehydrogenase
Exons: 1
Coding region: 1-699 (232 amino acids)
Molecular function (GO): DNA binding
Source: RefSeq, a predicted model, not a curated record